AUGCGCAUAAAAAGCGCGCGCGACGGAGCGCGGACUCCAACUCCCGUGAACCCCCGCGCGGCGGGCCGGGGGGCGGGCCCCGCGCUGAUUGGACGCCGCGGGGCGGUGCCGCGCGCUGAUUGGCUGCCGCGCCGAGGUUUGAACGGGCGCGCGGCGGGCUCCGCCCUCUGGCGGCCGGCGGCGGAGCAGCAGCGCAGCGUGAGCGGGGGGGGCGCGGCCCGCGGGGAUUUGGGCCCCGCCUCACAUCACAGCCCCUCGGGAGAAGCCCCCAGGAUGGACGAGAAGGACGAGAAGGAUGGGAAGGACGGAACCACGGACGGCUGGGCCGGCAUCGAGGAGCGCCUGGAGAAGAUCCGGGAAAGCCUCGGCAGCCGCUCGGCCCCGCGCUCCCGCCGCGUCCAGCUGUGCGACCGCGCCCUUCGCUCCUGCGUGGCCGAGCUGGCCCGGCCCGGGGGGCUACCGGCCCACGGCGCCCAGCUGCUGACCCUGGCCCAGGAGGCCACCAACACCUACCUGAGCCUGGUCCCCGACCCCCCUCACCUGUACCUGGAGAAAAUCCUGUUCCACGUGCUGCGCAACGCCGCGGGAUGGGCCGGCAUCCGCACCUGGAGCGCGGCCGAGCUGCUGCGGGAGCGGCUGCGGCGCUGCCGCCACCGCGACGCCGACUGGGCCUGGGUGACCCGCGGCGCUUUCGGGCUGCUGUGGCGAGCGGCGGCCGAGCUGGCCGGGCCCGAGAGGCCUCGAGAGGAGGGCAGGGCGGUGCUGAGCGCCCGGCUGCGCUCCCUGCGCUUCCUGCUGCUCUUGGAAUCGGAGCCGCCGCAACGCUCGGCUCGGGAAUCUUUCCGCCCGCCGUUCUUCGCCUCGUGCACCGCCCAGCACGCCGCCGCCGCCGCCGCGCUCUACGAGGCCCAGAGGGCUCCGUGCCCGGUUUUCCUGGCCAGGCAGCUGCGGGAAUGGCUGCUGGAAGCGCUGCGGGACGAGGCUCCGCGGCCUCCGGAUCUCGGGAAUUCCCUGUGCUGCCUGGAGCUCACCCUGGAGUGCUGCCGCCGCCUCUGCAAAGCCCGGCGGCACCGCGAGGCUCUGGACGCGCUGGGGGAUUCCAGAGGGUUUUUGGGAGCUGGGAAUUCUCUGGGAGCCCCUCUGGAGCUGCUGGAGGCCGGGAUCCAGCUCAGCUGGGCGCUGCUCAAAGGCGGGGCCGGAGUCCGAGCCGCGGGGUCGGCGUUGUGCCGGGCGGGAGCGGCGCUGGCGGCGGAACCUUCCGGAAGGAUUCUCCGGGUGCUGCUGGAGUGCUCCCAGUUUGUGCUGGCGCAGCUCGGGGAGGCGCUCAGGAAGAGCCAGGAGCUGCCCCUCGGCCUCCAGGAGCUUCCCGGGAUUUGUGCCUUCUCCCAGGGCCACGGGCGGGCGCUGCGGCAGCUGCUGGCCCAGGUCCCUCCCGACUCCGUCCAGGAGCAGGUGAUGGUGAAGCAGCUGCUGUUCCACAGCCUCCAGCUCUUCUCCAACGCCAUCCACGAAAUAUUCCAGCGCUCCCAGCCCUCGGGGUGGCCGGAGCUGCCGCAGGUGACCGGGAGCUGUGUCCGGAGCGUCACCUGGAUGCUGGAGGGGCUGGAGGGGCUGCCCGAGGCCGAGAGCGGCAAAUUCCUCGAUGUCACCGCCACGGCCACCUUCCGCCUGGGCCAGGCCUUCCUGAGCCGGAACGUUCCGGAAGCGGCCGGAGCCGUGUGCGAGCCCUUCUGCCGGGCAGUGCUGACCGGCCACGGCUACGGCCGGCCCGGAGUCACCCCCGAGCGGCUCCACAGGUGUUUCCGGCUGUGGGUGGAGAGCUGGCGCUGCCGGCAGCGGGAGCGGCGGGCGCUGGACGCCGUGGCCCAGUGGCUGCUGGCCCUGGGGACACAUUCCCAGCACGGACAGGUAAUUCCCGGGAUCUGGGACAUUCCCGGGGACUGGACCCUGCGGGAUGCCCUGGAUUCCCAUUCCCAUUCCCGGCUCCUGCCCGGGGCCGCCGUGCCGGGGCUGCUGCUGGCCGAGCUCCGCGCCUACAAAUCCCUGCGGAGCCCCACGGCCGCCGAGCGCUACGGGGUGAUCUGCGACCUGCUGGGCCCCGGCCGGCCCGCGGGAACGGGGGAUCCCGAGGGAACGGUGGAUCCCGGCCGGAGCCUGCCCAGGGCGGUGGCGCUGCUGGAGCUGGCGCAGCUGCUCUGCAGCCACAGCUUCGCCCCCCACACUGACUGCUCCGCCCUGGACGCCAUCCAGGAGGCCCUGAGGCUGCUGGAGUCGCUGGCCCAGAAUUCCCAAACCCAGAAUUCCCAAAUCCGGGAUCAGCUCCUGGACGAGCGCGCCCAGGCCCUGCUCUGGCUCCACAUCUGCACCCUGGAGGCCCUCGUGGAAAAGAGCGUGGCUCGGGAGCGGCGCGGGCGGCGCGGGAACGCGGAGCUGCCGGAUGGAUCCGAGGGGAGCGCGGGAGAGCGGCCGGAGCCGCGGGAUGGGAUCCGCUGCAGCCUCAGCUCCGACAGCGCUCUCUCCAAACCCUUGGACGAAGCCGUUUCCCUGUGGGAGCAGCUGCUGGAGAAUCCCGGGAUUCCGGCGCUGCGCAGCCCGGAGCAGAGCGUCGGCUCCCUGCAGCUGCUGGCCGCGCUCUUCCGCAUCCAGGGAAAGCCCCUGCAGGCCCUGCGGAGUUUGCGGCUGCUCCGAUCCCUGUGCCGGAGGUUCGGGGAUGGAGCGGGAGCGGCCGAGGCCCUGAGCCAGCUGUGCCGGAUCCUGCUGCAGCUGGAAUGUCCUGGCCACGCCCAGGUUUUCCUGGAAGAGCUGGAAUCGUGCCUGGAGGAGGAGGAAGGCAGCGACGAUUCCCGGCUGCUCCUGCGCCAUUCCCGGCUCCUGCUGCGCAGCCAUCUCUGCUGCCUCCAGAACCAGGUGCCCGAGGCCGUCUCCCUGCUGCUCCAGGCCCUGCAGGAUCCCGGCUCCGGCCGCUCCACGCGGGGCUGGUUCCUGGCCCGGGCCCGGGCCCUGCAGCUCACGGCACAAAUCCUGGAGCUGCCCCCGGCGCGGCUCCCGGCACCGCUCCGGGAACGGAUCCGCCAGAACGGCUGGAGCAGCCCCAAGGUGGCUCUGCUGGAGGCGCAGAAGCUGCUCCGGAGCGUCCUCGUCUUCCUCAUGGGCAGCGACAUCCUGGGGAGCGCCCGGAGCCUCCCGCCCGAGGAGCCCGGCCCCGACUCCGGCUCUGCGCUGUUGCACAAGUGGCAGGCGCUGGGGGAGGCCCUGAGCUGCUGCCGGCGCCUGGUGACGCUGCUGGGCCACGGCGAGCUGGGCUGCAGGGCCAGAGCCUUCUGCGGGGAGGGGCUGGGGCUGGCCGGACACCUGCAGGCCUCCCGAUGGUGCGUGUCGUUCCUGGUGCUGCAGUCCCAGCUGGAGCUGCAGCAGGGGGAGCUGGAGCUGAGCCAGUCCCACCUCCAGCACGCCCAGUUCCUGCUCCAGCCCCAAACUGAAUCCAAACCCCUGUGGGAUCCUCGGCGCCGAGCCAAGAUCCAGCUCCGGAAGGGUCUCCCGGAGAGGAGAAAACCCCGGGAUCCACUGGAUCCCGAUCCCAAUCCCACCAAAGAAGAGGACGAGGAAUUCCUCAAGGGUCCAUCCUUGGAUCUGGUGGCUCCGGCCGCUCUCCCGGAGCAGCCGGACGCUCUCACGGCCUCUCCGGAGCUGAGAGCCGGGAAAGGGAAAAGCCUGGAAUUCCUGUCCCAUCCCUCGGGAUGCGGCUGCUCCUUCUGCUCCGACCCGGCGCUGCUGGAGCUGGGGCUGCGCUGGCUCCUGGCGCGGGCUCGGCACCGCAUCCUGGCCGGGAACGCCGCCCCCGGAGCCGCCCUGGCGCGGAAAGUGCUGGAACGCUGCGGGAGCGCCGGGAAACGGCUGGAGUGGGAGCUGGGGAGGGCUGGGAUCGCGGGGAACGGCGGGAAUGACGAUGGGAACGGCGGGAAUAACGAUGGGAACGGCGGGAAUAACGCAGGGAACGGCGGGAAUAACGCGGGGAACGGCGGGAAUAACGAUGGGAACGGCGGGAAUAACGAUGGGAACGGCGGGAAUAAUGCGGGGAACGGCGGGAAUAACGCGGGGAAUGGCGGGAAUAACGCGGGGAACGGCGGGAGUAACGAUGGGAACGGCGGGAAUAACGAUGGGAACGGCGGGAAUAACGCGGGGAACGGCGGGAAUGACGCGGGGAACGGCGGGAAUAACGAUGGGAACGGCGGGAAUAACGCGGGGAACGGCGGGAAUGACGAUGGGAACGGCGGGAAUAACGAUGGGAACGGCGGGAAUAACGCAGGGAACGGCGGGAAUGACGAUCCCCCUGGGGAUGGGAACAGCUUUGGGAUCAGGGAUCCCCCUGGGGAUGGGAAGAGUUUUGGGAUCAGGAACCUGCAGGAUCCCCCUGGGAAUGGGAACACCUUUGGGAUCAGGAACACCUCUGGGAUCAGGGACCCCCCUGGGAAUGGGAACAGCUUUGGGAUCAGGAACCUGCAGGAUCCCUCUGGCAAUGGGAACACCUUUGGGAUCAGGGACACCUUUGGGAUCGAGGACCCGCAGGAUCCCUCUGGGAAUGGGAACACCUUUGGGAAUGGGAACACCUUUGGGAUCAGGGACACCUUUGGGAUCAGGGACCCCCCUGGGGAUGGGAAGAGUUUUGGGCUCAGGCCCCCCCUGGGCCCGCUGGCCGAGCUGGUGGCCGCCGGCUACUCCACGCUGGCCCUGCGGGGCCUGCCGGGCCCAUCCCACCCGGAUCCCGUUUGGGAUGAGGAGCUGGAGCGGGGUCUGACCCUCCUGGCGUCCCAAAGCGCCCCCGUGGCCGGGCUGGCCGCGGCCGUGGCCACUCUGCUGCUGGCCAAAGCCUUGGCCAUCCUCGGCCGCGUGGCCACCGCCCUCGGCCGCUCCACCAAACCCCCCAAAGGCAAGGUGGGGAAGACCCCGAAAGCGAAGCCCCCCGGGUUUGGGGAGGUUUUCUCGCUGGGGGAUUCGGACAGCGAGGUUCCCCCCCUUGUCCUGCGGCCGGGGGGACCCUGCACCCCCCACCCCAAAUCGGGGGCGCCCCCAAAAACGCUGCUGGGGGGGCCCAGGACCCCCUUCAGCAUCUUCAGCGAGGAGCCCUCCCCCAGCGGGGGCCGCUCCCGGCUCCGCAGGGCCCCCAAAAUCCCGGGAAGGGUCAAGUCCCGCAUCAGGGUGACAUUCAGUGACAGCGACCCCGAGGAGCCCCAAAUCCCCCCGGAUCCCCCCAAAACCACCCGGAAAAAUUCCUGUGCCCGGAGGGUCCGGCCCCAAAAAUCCCCCGGGAAUUCCCCGGGAAUUGAGGCUCGGCCCCGACGGGGGCGGCCCCGGAAGGAGCCUGGGACCCCCAAAAAGAGGGAAAAAAGGGGGAUCGACCAGGUGGAAAAUGGAAAGAAGAGCUGGGAAUUUUCUGGGAUCGAGGAACGGGAUCCCCUGAGGGCCGUGGAGGAGGAGGAGGAGGAGGAGGAGGAGGAAGAGCUGAGCUUCGAGCUCCCCCCGCUGCCCCCAGGUGGGGCCAGCAAGGAAAUUCCAGGGAUUGGGGAUCAGGGGGAUCCCCCAAAUCCAGAGGGAUCCAACCCCUCUGUCCCGCCCGGUGUCCCCUGUCUGGCCGCUGUCCCCUCUCUGGCCGCUGUCCGCUGUCUGCUGGCCGAGGCUCUGGCGUGGGUCGGUCACUUCCCCCCGGGCUCUCUCUAUGCCCAGCUGUGCCAGCUGCUGGCGCUGGCCCUUGGGGACAGUGACCCUGUGGCCACCGCGGGGCUGCUGGCCGAGUCCCUGGCGGUCACCGCCCGCCACCAGCUGCUGGCCAUCGUCCACUCCAGGGCUCGUGCCACAAGUGUCCCCUGUCUGGCCGCUGUCCCCUCUCUGGCCGCUGUCCGCUGUCUGCUGGCCGAGGCUCUGGCGUGGGUCGGUCACUUCCCCCCGGGCUCUCUCUAUGCCCAGCUGUGCCAGCUGCUGGCGCUGGCCCUUGGGGACAGUGACCCUGUGGCCACCGCGGGGCUGCUGGCCGAGUCCCUGGCGGUCACCGCCCGCCACCAGCUGCUGGCCAUCGUCCACUCCAGGGCUCGGAAGCAGCGGAAAGCAGCGGCCGCCGGAGGCGACGUCUCGGAUCAGCUCCGGGGCCUCUCCCUCUCCACGGGGUUGGGGCCGGCGGAGCGGGAGCGGUUCCGGGAGCAGCUCCGGAAGAUUCCCAGCGGUCAGUUCCUCGGGAAAUCCCGAAUUCCCGGUGUCACGGUGUGCCAGCUGUCCCUGGCCGGUGCCGGCCCCGCGGCCGCGCUGGUGCUGACGCGGCUGGAGCGCGGCGCCGAGCCCCUGAGCGUCCGGAUCCCCACCCAGCGCGGCCAGGCGCCCCUGGCUGAUCUUUUCCGGGAGCUGGAGCGGAUCCAGCGGGAGCAGCGCGAGGCCAACGGCUGCACGGAGCGCCGGGAAUGGUGGGAGCGGCGAUCCCGCCUGGACCUGCGCAUGCAGAGCCUGAUCCAGAGCCUGGAUUCGGAGGUUUUGGGAUGCUGGAGGGGGCUGCUGCUGCCCCGGGAUCCCGGGAAUUGCCCCCUGGACGAGCAGGAAUUGUCCCGGCUGCUCCAGGAACUCCGGGAAUGCGGCUGGUGGGGUUCCGAUCCCGGAUUUGUCCCGCAGGUGCUGCUGGCGGUGCUGUGUCCGGCCGAUGUCCGGGGGCUGGCGCAGGCGCUGUGUCCGGCGCGGCCGCUCCGGGCGCGGCUGCUGCUGGACGAGGCCCUGGAGCGGCGCCGGGAGGGGCCCGGGGGCAGCGCGGGGUCCCUGGUGCUGCUGCUGGACAGGCACCUGCAGCGCCUCCCCUGGGAGAGCUCCGGAACCCUCCGGAACGUUCCGGUGACGCGGCUGCCGGGGCUGCGCUUCCUGCUGCGCUACGGGCUGGGCCCGCAGGGCCCGGUGCUGCAGCGGGGGGUGAACCCCAGGAGCGCCUUCUACGUCCUGAACCCACAGCGCGACCUGGGCGGCACCGAGGAGCGAUUCCGUGCCUGGUUUGAGAGCGAGCCGGGCUGGCGCGGGGUGUCGGGGGCGGCUCCGACCCCACAGCAGCUGCAGGAGGCGCUGGGGGAGCGCGACCUCUACAUCUACGCCGGGCACGGUGCGGGCGCGCGGCUCCUGGACGGGCAGAGCCUGGCGCGGCUGCGCUGCCGGGCCGUGGCGCUGCUCUUCGGCUGCUCCAGCGCCGCGCUGACCCCGCGGGGGCAGCUGGAGCCCACCGGGACCGUCCUCAAAUACGUCCUGGCCGGCUGCCCCCUGGUGCUGGGGAACCUUUGGGAUGUCACGGAUCGGGACCUGGACCGUUUGGCGCAGGCUCUGCUGCGGGGCUGGCUGGGGGGGGGUCCCGGGACCCCCCUGCUGGCCCAGCUGGCCCAGGCCCGCCAAGCCCCCAGACUCAAAUCCCUCAUCGGGGCCGCCCCCGUGGCCUACGGGCUCCCGGUCAGCCUCUGCUGAGGGGGGGGCUGUGCUUCGGGGGGGCCCUUGGGCACUUUUGGGGUCCCCCCAUUACCUGGAGUGAAGUUUUGGGGUCCCUUUGUCCCCCCCAUUGCCUGGAGUGAAGUUUUGGGGUCCCCUUUGUCAUUUUUGGGGUCCCCCCAUUGCCUGGAGUGAAGUUUUGGGGUCCCCUGGUUGAUUUUAGGGUCCCUCCAUUGCCUGGAGUGAAGUUUUGGGGUCCCUUUGUCAUUUUUGGGGUCCCCCCCAUUGCCUGGAGUGAGGUUUUGGGGUCCCUGGUUGAUUUUAGGGUCCCCCCACUGCCCACAGACUCCACUGGGGUACAGAUUUGGGGUCCCCCCGUUGCCUGGAGUGAAUUUUGGACCCCAGCUGUUUUUGGGGUCCCCCCAUUACUUACAGGGGGGAAUUGGGGGAUCCCCCCCCAUUGCCCGGGGGAGGUUUUGGGGUCUCCCCAUCACUUUUGGGAUCCACUUGUGGCCUUUGGGGUCCCUCCUUUGUUACUUUUGGGGUCCCCCCGUUACCUCUGGUGACGAUUUUGGGGCUCCCCAUCCCCUCAGGGAUUUUUGGGGUGUCUGAAAGGGGGGGGAGGAGGGCUGGGACCACCGAAAUUUUAACGAAAUUUUA
Messenger RNA from Pseudopodoces humilis (Tibetan ground-tit), 8097 nucleotides. The record is from RefSeq and is a predicted model, not a curated record. NCBI's taxonomy places the organism in Eukaryota, Metazoa, Chordata, Aves, Passeriformes, Paridae.